Molecule: messenger RNA, 1659 nt
Organism: Haemorhous mexicanus (house finch)
Lineage: Eukaryota; Metazoa; Chordata; Aves; Passeriformes; Fringillidae
Gene: OGFOD2
Product: 2-oxoglutarate and iron dependent oxygenase domain containing 2
Exons: 7
Coding region: 136-1338 (400 amino acids)
Molecular function (GO): oxidoreductase activity, acting on paired donors, with incorporation or reduction of molecular oxygen; iron ion binding; L-ascorbic acid binding
Source: RefSeq, a predicted model, not a curated record
CCCGCCGGGGGAGCUCAGGGAGCGUCUGCAAAGAACCUUCGGCGGCCGCUGCCGCUCCGAGCGGGCCGGGCCCGGCCCUGAGGGCUGCGGGGCAGCGGUCGCGCUGCGGAACCGGGCCGCGGUGGCGUCACGGAGAUGACAAAAACAACGAGCGUAAAGCCGGGGAGAACGGGCGAGUUCCGCCGCUUUCCGUUUUCGCCCCGGUUGGGAAUUUGCCGAUGCGCCCUCCCGCGGACGGAAGCGGAGCCCUUUGAGGGCAGGACCGAGGCGCGUUCGCCGGCAGGAAACAUGUCCGCGGGCCGGCCGUUCCGCGGAUGCGCCUGCUUCUUCACCGACAACAUCUUUGUGGGGCGGUUCGGGCUCCACGUGCGGUACCGGGACGAGCCGCAGCUCCGCCGGGACCACGGCCGGGCGCUGCGGGAGCGCGGCUGCCGGAGCGAGGAGCAGUUCCGGGAGGUGCUGAGGGAGAUUGAGGCAGAAGUGCAGAGGAGAAAACAGUUACCCCAUCAGUCAGUGGAACGCAGAGCCAUCAUCUCCAAGUGCUACAAACCAAAACACCCAGAGGUGUACACUCUGCAGGAUUCCUUCCUGGCCCCAGAGUUUCUGGAAAUCGAGAGGUUCUGCACGUCUCCAGGUGCUGAUCUCCAGGGCCUCCUGAGCUACCUCGAGUCCUUCUCAGAUAAGAGGAUCUAUCGGCUCCCAGUGUUCACAGAGCAGUUCUGCCAGGCCUUGCUGGAUGAGCUGGAGAACUUUGAGCAGUCAGAUAUGCCCAAGGGCAGGCCCAACACCAUGAACAACUACGGGGUUCUGCUGAACGAGCUGGGCAUGGACGAGCCUUUCCUGACGCCGCUGCGGGAGCGGCUCCUGCCCAUCACGGCGCUGCUGUACCCGGAGCUGGGCGGGGCCUGCCUGGACAGCCACAAAGCCUUCGUGGUCAAGUACUCCGUGCACGAGGACCUGGACCUGAGCUCUCACUACGACAACGCCGAAGUCACCUUGAACGUUUCCCUGGGAAAAGAAUUCACAGAAGGAAAUUUGUACUUUGGGGAAUUCAGCCAGGAUCCCAGCCCCGUGCCCAAGUACAUCGAGGUGGAGCACGUGGGGGGCCGGGGGCUGCUGCACCGAGGGGGGCAGAUCCACGGGGCGCUGCCCAUCGCCUCGGGGGAGCGCUGGAACCUCAUCGUGUGGAUGAGAUCAUCGGCCGUCCGCAACCGCCUGUGCCCCAUGUGCCGCAGGAAACCCGAGCUGGUGGAGGCUGAGGGCUUCGGGGACGGCUUCACGGAGCCCCCGCAGGGGGAGGAGCUGCCCCAGACCGUCAAUGUCUGUGCCCUGGGCUAGCAGGGGGGGAAUUCCCCACUCUGAGCUGCCCAGAGCUCCUCUCUGACCUCCCAGGCUGCACGAGUCCUGCGAGGAGCAGCUCUGACCUUGGGAAGGGAUGCAAAGCCAGCCCUGCCAGGAUUCCAGUGAGGGCUCAGGCUGGGGCUGGAGGACUCUGCAAGGCACAGAAACCCCAACUCUGAUUCCCUGCGGGAGCUCUCUCAAUAUUUCCAAGUGCACAAGGAAAACAGCCAAAGCUCUGUGGCCUCUCUGCCAACAGCAGCACCCCAGGUCCCUCUGGAAAUGGGGCAGAAUGGGACAAUAAACCAUUUCUAUGCUGUU